GCAGAAGAAUCAGGAAGCCCAUAAGAAGGGAUCAUUUUCCUCAACCAACUCAGAGUUCUACAAACCCAGAAAAAAUGCCUUCGAUUGCCGAACUGCGUCCUGCCCCACCCACGGUGGUAGGCCCAACCACCAAGAAGGCGACUCGUCCCAGCACAACGCUGCCCCAGUGGCUCAUCGACGGUGCUCGCAUGCCCGAAAAGCAAGUGUUCGAUGCGGAGAGGCACCUGGAAUUCCAGCCCCCCAAAGGAAUCACCACGAUGAAGGAGAUAGGCCUUGAAGGUCAUGGCAUCUCGCCUGUGGCAGCCUCGGACCCCUUCCCGCUGUUCACCACCGAAGCCAUCAAGCAGAUCCGAGCGGAGAUCUUCAGCGAGCCCGUCCUGCGGGACUGCCAGUAUACAUCGAGCUUUGCAAAAUACAUGGUCCGAGGCAUGGGACGAGAACGCGCCCCCUUUACCUGUGAUGCCUGGAGCUCACCGGAGCUCCUCCGUCGAGUGUCCCAGGUGGCCGGCGUUGAUCUCGUGGUAUCAUUCGACUAUGAGAUUGCCAAUAUCAAUAUUUCUGUGGACAAUGAUUCCUCUGCUAUCGCAAAGGGCGACGGUAACAAUGACUCUUCGGCCUUUGCAUGGCACUAUGACAGCUUCCCCUUUGUGUGUGUGACGAUGCUUUCGGACUGCAGUAACAUGGUGGGUGGAGAGACUGCGAUCAAGACUCCCUCUGGUGAGAUCAGAAAGAUCCGUGGACCUACAAUGGGAACUGCGGUGGUUAUGCAAGGACGGUAUAUUGAACACGCAGCCCUCAAGUCCAUGGGAGGCCCCGAGCGUAUCAGUAUGGUGACUGCCUUCCGACCCAGGGAUCCCACGAUUCGCGAUGAGCUGAUCUUGACGGGAUCCCGGGCGAUCAGCAACUGGUCGGAGCUGUACCACGGGUUCACCGAGUACCGGCUGGAGGUGCUUGAGGAACGACUGCGGUUGAAGCAAAAGCAGGAGCAGAAGAGGGUGGACACCAAGCGUCCUUUCAAUAUCCGUGAGAUGACUGCCUUCCUUAGGGAGCAGCAGGCCUUCCUGGAAGCCACAAUUGCUGAGCUGAUUGAGGUGGAGGACAUGGAUUAAAUUUUAUUUUUAACAAUCAAUUAGCUUAUAUAUUCAAUG
Molecule: messenger RNA, 1148 nt
Organism: Penicilliopsis zonata CBS 506.65
Lineage: Eukaryota; Fungi; Ascomycota; Eurotiomycetes; Eurotiales; Aspergillaceae
Exons: 4
Coding region: 75-1109 (344 amino acids)
Source: RefSeq, a predicted model, not a curated record